Molecule: messenger RNA, 2037 nt
Organism: Exophiala viscosa
Lineage: Eukaryota; Fungi; Ascomycota; Eurotiomycetes; Chaetothyriales; Herpotrichiellaceae
Product: amidase signature domain-containing protein
Exons: 1
Coding region: 1-2037 (678 amino acids)
Source: RefSeq, a predicted model, not a curated record
AUGGGUUCGGUUGAAAUGCCGUCUGAAAAGACCCCAUCCAUCGUGGAAGCAACCGUUACAGAGCUCGCAUCAGCCCUCUCCCAAGGCCACGUCAACAGCGUCGAGCUGACCGCAAAACAUCUCCUCCGCAUUGCAAAGUAUGACCGCUGCUCCACCCUGCUCAAUGCGGUCCCCAUCAUCAACGAGAAUGCCUUCGACGCUGCUCAAGCCUCGGAUGAUCGACGCGCUCACGGUAACACGUUGAACCCUCUUGACGGCAUCCCGUGCACCAUCAAAGACUCGUACAAGAUCAAAGGCAUGACCGUGGCAGCCGGCUCUCCCGCAUUCCAGAGUUUGAUUGCCAACGAAGAUGCCUUUACCGUGAAAAAGAUCAAGGAGGCCGGAGCAGUGAUCCUGGGCCGAACUAAUAUGCCUCCUAUGGCGGCAGGAGGCAUGCAGCGUGGCGUGUAUGGUCGAGCCGAGUCACCCUACAACGCCGACUAUCUCACGGCAGCGUUCGCGUCGGGUUCGUCCAACGGAUCGGCCACCGCGACUGCGGCGAGCUUCGGCGUCUUCGGCAUGGGCGAGGAGACGAUCUCGUCCGGCCGCUCGCCCGCCUCGAACAACGGGUUGGUGGCCUACACCCCUUCCAGAGGCCUCAUAUCAAUUCGGGGCAAUUGGCCACUCUUCCCAACCUGCGACACGGUUGUCCCCCACACGCGGACGGUGGAAGACAUGUUCGCGCUGUUGGACGUCAUCGUCGCCAAAGAUGACAAAACAGCGUGUGACUUCUGGAGGGAGCAGCCAUAUGUUCAGCUCCCAGACGUCAACAUUAUUCGUCCCAAAUCCUACCGCGGCCUCGCCGAUGCAGGCUCAUUGGCCGGCAAGAAGAUCGGCAUCCCCAAGAUGUACAUUGGGAAAGUCGAUUCUGAUCGGACAGCGAGGAAAGUCCAUACCCGAGCGUCCGUCAUCCAGCUCUGGGAACACGCCCGGAAGGUCUUGGAGGGCCUCGGUGCCACCGUAGAAGAGGUCGAUUUCCCGGUUGUCACCAAGUUCGAGGCACCAGAGUCCGGCAAAAACCUCGCAGAAGAGGCAGUGGCACCCCCUCAUCGCAAUGAUUUCGACAUGGCCCAACUGAUGGCAUAUGCUUGGGACGACUUCCUUGCUGACAAUGGCGAUGCUAACGUCGCAACGAGUCUUGGGCAGGUCGAUUCGGGGACCAUCUUCCCUCAACCACCAGGAUCUAUCCCAGACAAGUACGAUUCCAACGACCCCCUCGUUCGCCAUACGGACGUUGUGGCGCACAUCACCGGCGGUCGUGUUCCAACGUACGACAUUCCGGGCCUGGGGAAAGCCCUGCAGGCUUUGGAGUCCACACGCGAAGCGGAUUUUGAAGACUGGCUUGACACACUCGGUCUUGACGCGGUAGUUUGGCCGUGCGCCGGCGACGUGGGUAAGGCGGAUGCGGAUGUCAACGAAGCUUCUGCGGCAGACGCAUGGCGUAACGGUGUUCUCUUCUCAAACGGCAACUGUGCGAUUCGCCAAUUGGGCAUACCAACUGUCAAUGUGCCGAUGGGGGUCAUGUCUGACACCAAAAUGCCUGUAAAUCUGACCUUUGCGUCGAAGGCAUACGAUGACAGCAGCUUGUUCCGCUAUGCCUAUGCCUUCGAGAAAGCGAGUCAACUACGGCAAGCACCCACAAGGACGGCGCCGCUGGCGACGGACACCUUUUCAUUGGCGGGAGAAGAGAGGAAGUUAGGCUCCUCCCCGCCGGUGUUGACGGUCAAUGCUUCAGAGCCAAACAACGGGGGAAAGAAGCUCCGGAUUUCAGGCACAGCUUGGAAAGAUGAGCUGUCUCAAUUGAGGGUCUAUAUCGACGGGAAUGAGCUUGCUGACGUGAGCAUUGCGGAUGGCCGCUGGGAGGUGGAUGUGGACGUCCCUGAUCGUUCACAUAGUCGCCCCGAGGAGAAGACAGUUCCGGAGCUGGACAAGGCUAUGGUCAUUGUACUUGCGACAGGGAAGAAUGGCAGGUCUACCGGCAAGAUGGUGUUUGUAUGA